CCCCGAUCCUCCUCCCCCGGAGCCUUCCGUGCCCACACAUCUCCUUCUAUCACUGUCACCUCGCCUUGGCAGUUCCCACACUUCAUCCGACACGACGACGUCACCUUCUUUAUGGUAAACGUGACAGAUCUCUUACACUAUGAUCCACCCUGUCCCGACGCCGAGCUCAUCCCUCUGGAGCCAGAUCCUCAUUCUAUCUCCAUGGCUCCCAUCGCUACUUCCCACCCUCCGCCGUCCGUCGAGUCCACCCCGCCGUCGCUCGCUGACGUUGAGGAACUCGCAGGAUAUAUGGUGGACUUGGAGCCCGCAGUUCGUGACCUCAUUCGAGAGUACCACGACGUUUUUCCAUCGUCAUUCUCGUAUGCCGGCAUCCCUUCGAUGCGCGACGUCGAGCACUCCAUCCAUCUCGUGCCUGACUAUCGUGUUCACCACCAUGCACCCUACAGACUCUCGAUUCCCGAGGCCAUCGAACUCAAGCGUCAGCUUGAGGAGCUCCUGAGACAGGGUUUCAUCAAACCCAGCAACUCCCUGUGGGGUGCACCCGUCCUCUUUACUCGCAAAGCGGAUGAAACUCUUCAUCUCUGCAUUGACUAUCGCGGUCUCAACCGCUACACGAUUAAGAACAGCUACCCCAUGCCUCAUUCCGAUGAGCUGUUUGACCGCCUAGCAGGCAACCGCUUCUUUACGAAGAUUGAUCUUCGUAGCGGUUACCAUCAGAUCCGCGUCGCUGCAGCCGACCAGCCGAAGACAACGUUCCGAUCGCUCUUCGGCCACUACGAAUUCACGGUGAUGCCAUUCGGCCUCACCAACGCACCCGCUACCUUUCAAAGGGCGAUGAACAACAUUUUCAGGGACAUCCUGCAACAGUACGUUAUCGUCUACCUCGACGAUAUCCUGGUCUACAGUCGUACCCUUGAGGAGUAUCUCAGACACCUCCACGACGUCCUUGACCGCUUGCGCAGACAUGGCUUCUACGUCAAGCUGAGCAAGUGCCGCUUUGCACAGCACAAAGUGGAUUUCGUAGGACACUACAUGUCUAACGAGGGUCUCCACAUGGACGACGCAAAGAUCACUGCUAUUGCGGAGUGGCCCCUACGUGUCCGAGCAGUGGUAGAGUUCCAUGACCAGGUCGCCGCCGGUCAUAUGGGCUUCCUCAAGACAUUGGCUCAUGUGAGCCGCCUGUACGUCUGGCCGAAGCGCAAGGACUACGUCGCAGAGUGUCCCACCUGUCAGGAGGUGAACAGUGCGAACCACCUUCCUUAUGGUUUGCUCCAACCUCUUCCUAUCCCUGAGGGUCGUUGGCAGUCCAUCUGGAUGGACUUUAUCGGUCCUCUUCGUCCUACGACCCUUCGCGGUCAUGAUGCUAUCCUGGUCGUCGUCGACCGCUUCACGAAGCGUGCAUGCUUUGUCCCAUGCCGCUAUGCCAUCAGUGCACGUGAGGUCGCCGACAUCGUGUUUGACCGAGUCGUGCGUGACCACGACUUACCUCUGAGCAUCAUAUCUGACCGUGACCCGCGCUUUACCAGUCGAUUCUGGCGACGGCUCCACGAGGUGUACGACACUCAGCUCCGCUUCUGCUCGUCUUACCAUCCCCAGACUGAUGGUCAGACCGAGAUCACGAACAGGACUCUCGGGGAUAUUCUCCGAAAGAUUGUUCGUGACGACCGGCAGUGGGAUCUCCAUCUUGCCUACGCGGAGAUAGCCUACAACCACGCCGUCUCGCCAACCACGGGGAUGUCGCCUUACUAUUGCGACCUCGGCUAUCACCCKYGUGUUCCCGCGGACUUCCUUCGACCGUYSMAGAUGCACCCCGACACGAGUUGUCCCKCGCUGGAUGAUUGGGUUGYACACAUGACGUCGAUCAUGAAGACCGCACAUGAGCACAUAGCCGCUUCCCAGACUCGCAUGGCUGCACGUGCGAACCGAUCGAGGAUGAACCAUCCAUUCAAAGUCGGUGAUGAUGUGCUUAUCGAUGCCCGCCACUUACAGCUCGAAGCGGACACGCUUCGCAAGUUUCGGCGUCGCUUCUUUGGCCCAUGCCGCAUCCUCCAGGCCGUCGGUUCUAAUACGGCAUCUAGCCCGGUCAGCUUUCGUGUGAAGCUGCCCGGCUACCUACACCAGGCUCAGCGAUCAUCUGUUCUGUCAUAUGGGACUGCCGGAAUAAGUCGGCAAGGGUACUUCCGACAAAGAAACGAAGGAACUGAUCCGUUCCAGACUGCGCCAGGCUAUAAAAGCAGAUUGGAACAGGAAGAACUGCCAAGGGAGGAGAAGCAGCAGGAAUUGCAGAUGGUUCUUGGACACGUGGGGUCGAAGUAAGGCAUCAAACUGGUUGGUGAAUGUUGACAGAGAAGGAAAACUGGAAUUCUGUUCAUGGUUAUAGGAAG
This is a messenger RNA of Chara braunii, 2384 nucleotides long. The record is from the annotation of a GenBank genome assembly. Lineage: Eukaryota; Viridiplantae; Streptophyta; Charophyceae; Charales; Characeae.